UAAAGACCUCCGCAGAGGAGAAGAAGCGGCCAACACAGCGCCAAAAUCCCUCCGCAGGAAUUUCUUUUUUUUUUUCUUUCUCUCAGUCACAAGUUGACGACAGGUGCUCUGCGAUCAGGCCGAGGCUGGAGAUUCAAUAAGUGCUGCUCGUUUGGGAUUUAACGGAUCUCUGCUCGACAGCUGAAAAAAAGCGGUGGCACGGGGUGGAGGAGAAGGAGCUGGGUGACAGAGAAGAGAGAGGUGUUGGACAGAGCCAUGCUGUCUCUAAGCUGCGCCGACCCCUGGCCCGAAGGCUCGGUGGGGCUUGAGGAGGAGGUGGUGACCGCCGCUGCACAGGCUGAGGAGCGGGACAGCGGCAGCAUCCACAGCGGUGACAACAUCAGCAGCGGCUGCAGCAGCCUCGUCAACCUGGACGACAGCCUGACCAGCCUGCAAUGGCUGCAGGAAUUCUCCAUCCUCGGUGCCAACGUGCCGCAGCAGGUCCACCACCAGCCGCACCUGUUCGGACACCAGCCGCUGUGCUCCGACGCCCCGGCCUCCCCUCUGGCCGGGGACCCCGCCUCUAUCGGCAUGCCCCUGACCCCGGGCAAGCCUACAGCGGCUGCCUACAGCAGGAUGCAGCCCCUUCCCGGCAUAGUGGCUCACGGUCACUGUCCUGAUGAGGUGGACUACAAGACCAACGCGCACAUCAAGCCGCCAUACUCGUACGCCACCCUGAUUUGCAUGGCCAUGCAGGCCAGCAAGAAGAGCAAGAUCACUCUGUCCUGCAUCUACAAGUGGAUCACUGACAACUUCUGCUACUACCGCCAUGCUGACCCCACCUGGCAGAACUCCAUCCGCCACAAUCUGUCGCUCAACAAGUGCUUCAUCAAGGUGCCGCGGCAGAAGGACGAGCCAGGGAAGGGGGGUUUCUGGAAGAUCGACCCGCAGUACGCUGAGCGCCUCCUGAGUGGCGCCUACAAGAAGAGACGAAUGCCACCGGUCCAGAUCAACCCAGCCCUGCAGAACAGGCUCAGGGUCAACCUCCAGCCCCAGUCCAGAGGCCCCUGCAACCUCACAGGAGGUCAGAUCGGCCUGUGCAUCAACCCAGAGUCGCAGCGGCUGCUCCAGGAGUUCGAAGAGGCAACCGGCGCAGACCAGAACUGGGACCCCCAUCUGGCUGAGGGGACCAUGCUGGGGUCCUGGCCGGUGGUCAGGGGAAGAGGCGGGCUCAAGAGGAAACAGUCGGUGGGCUCCAGAAAUAGCGCAAUCAAAGCCCCCCGGCGCUCCAGCUCCCCACUGCUCUCGGUGGAUGAACAUAAGGAGAUCGGACCUCUGAAGGGUGACUUUGACUGGGAUGCCCUGCUGGACUCAGCCCUCAGCGGGGAGCUCAGUUUGGAGGGAGGAGAACCACUGAGCCCCAUCAUGAAAGAGGAAGACCUGACAGUGCGGGGGACCCACAUCUGCCCUGUUGAAGCCCCCGCAGGGACGGCGGAUAUCCAUGUGUUGGUAGAGACCCAAAGGAGUAAUGACGUGUCAGACUUUGAUGAGGAGACCUUCCUCGCCACAGCCUUCCUGGAGAGCCCCUGGCCCGAAGAGGAGGAACAAGGCCGCAACGAUUUCCUCUGUAGCUCCACCGUCAACCUGGACCAGCUGUUUGACCUUGGAGACUCAUUAAGUGGAGACCCCAGCACCCGGAUUGACACCCUCCUUUGAGGAAUAGUUGCCUUCCAGGUUCCCUUUCACACAAAAACCCUAAAAACCCUUCACAUUGCGACUGGGGAAUAACAGACUUUUUUUUUUUUUUUACACUUAAGCAUCCCUCGUUUUGCUUUUCAAGUUGUUUAAAGAAUUUUUAGAAUUACAUUUUGAUUCAUGCAGGAACUACACUCCCAAAGCCUCCUGAACAAAGAUGCCACAAUUUACAGCAGCAGCUCACAUCAUCAUGGGGAAAACAAAACUGUUUUGAACCAUGAAAUGACUUCAGACAAACAAAAAUAAAGUUUUCAGAAUUAAGGCCUGGUCACACCAGAAGGUGGGAUGGUGAAAUUAAUCUGUAUCUUUGGGAAAAGUGCUUCCUGUUGGCAUUUUACUCUCAGGACUGUACAUCAUUUCAUUCAGUAAUGAGUUUUAUUGAAGGAAAAAAAAAAAGCUAACGUUCUUGCUAACUGUCAACUGGCAGCAUGCAUGUAGCCACUAGGCCUCGCUGCCAAUUUGUCCCUGUGGCCAACUGCGGUUCUACAAUGAAAUCAUUUUCCCCACACACCAUUAGAGGAGAAAACUGUUAACAGGACACCUCCAAGUGCAAACAGGCUAAUUAUUACUAUAAUAAUAGAAAAGCUUAGAAAAGUGCAAACUGCAAACCCCAAAAAUUAAAAACCUUUUUGAUAUAUAACUUCUCAAGCAAUUGUCUUUUAAGUGAAUAGGAACCAUCUUGGAAACUGGUAUCCAGUUCGUAUGGUACCAACAGUUUGAAAGCUUGUUACGAGAGUUACAGACAUGUCAACAAACUGUUGGCUGCAAAUGCUCUACCAUGUUACAUCAAAAUAAAAUCCAAUAGAAACACAAUCCAUUCAGCUCAUUUUAUAAAAGCUAUACACUGUUUGUCUCUGGUUUCACUUAUUAACAAUAAGAUACAAAUAAAAAACACAACAAAAGAAUCUAAGGUGUAGGACUAACCACCUUAUUUAUUCCUUCUGCUGAAAUUAUGCGAAUGCAGCAUGAGAGCAUCCUAUAACAGCGUCCUCCAUUUUGGACCCUUAGUUCUGUGAAUUCACCAAAUAUUUGAGCAGAUUUCUUUGCCACCGCGCUGAAUUAAUUGAUUUCACUACAAAUGUUUGCCACUUGAAAUGGUGUGAACAGGCCUUUAGCAAGAAACAACCUGGUCUCUGUUUACAUAGUAAAAAGUGUGAUUCAUGUUGUUGCUGUAAACCACAUCAGGCUUCACUCUGGGGGUAAAGAAGAAAAAGAUAUUUUCAGCAGCAUUUUAAGAGGAAGAUUUAUCGGCAUCUGAGGUGUUUCUUGACAGAGGUGAAUUUAAAUGUGAAGAGUCAAAACACAUUUGUGGCUGAGAAUUAUGUACAGACUGACAGCAGCACUAUGAUGACGAAUAAUAAGAUAUUUGCCAAAUAAUGUUUGGUGUAGGACUGAUUUACUGUAUUAGCUUUUAGCUUUUUUGCGUGUGGUUUUUGGUACUAACUAUUCUCUGUAUGCAUUUUUCAGAAAUAAGUAGGUCCAGUUUAACUAGAUUAAUAAUAAUUAUGCAGGAUAUGUUUUUUUUUCAAGGGGAAAUGAAACAGAAAGUUCUUUUUUUUCAUAUCACCUUAUCAGAAAUAUUUCUUGUAGAAGUUCUUGUAACCACUGUCUUUGAUCCUGUGACUUUCUAGCUGAACAGUAGAUAAAAGCAAAGUGGAGGACACACCUGAGCUUCAUGUCUUCAAAGUUAAAAUGGACACAAAACAGCUUGAGGCGAAAGAAAAGAAAGAACUAUUAAGAUGUUAAAAUGCUCACUUGAGAGAGGCCAUUGUGCCUUGUAAAUGAAUACCUGACCUUCUAUGUGCCAAGAACAACACUUGGGACUCGACAGGGUGGCAGUGUUAAGAGGCUGUGUUUUUUUAUUACGAAGAGGAAACGUGUUGUUUUUGUAUUGGUGAAUGUGAGGAGACUGAGAAUGAUGGGUAAAUCAACAAAAGAUCUAAUGCAGCUCAGUGAUGUCAUUGGAUGUGGACUAACUAAACCAAAUCACUCCACUGUAAACAAGUAGAGUCUUAACUUUAUAGAUUCAGUAAUUGCUCGUGGUUUCCUCUAAAAUGUGUGAAAGUGCAAUCAGUGUACAGUGGUACUUGUUAUAUUUUACAUUCAGUUGUAGGAGUGUAUUCAUGCAGUUUACUAUAGACAAACCAGUUUCACAAUAAUUUGUACUAUAAGGUGUGAAUACACUCUGACAGGAGAAAGGACUCUGUAAAAACAAAGCAACCACGAUGCGUUUGUGUAUUAGCUCUUCUUGAUCAAAUAACAUUUAUAAACCAUGAUAAUGGCAUCUUACCUCAUGAUUGGUUCUGUAAAGUCAGAGACACUGUAUGCAUCCUUUUACUUUACUGUCAUUAUUUUAUUUUCCACUUUUCGUUGACAAUAAAAAAGUCUU
Molecule: messenger RNA, 4123 nt
Organism: Seriola dumerili (greater amberjack)
Lineage: Eukaryota; Metazoa; Chordata; Actinopteri; Carangiformes; Carangidae
Gene: foxj1a
Product: forkhead box protein J1-A-like
Exons: 3
Coding region: 256-1695 (479 amino acids)
Biological process (GO): regulation of DNA-templated transcription
Molecular function (GO): DNA-binding transcription factor activity; sequence-specific DNA binding
Source: RefSeq, a predicted model, not a curated record